Myotis daubentonii (Daubenton's bat) is the source of this 3309-nucleotide messenger RNA. It is a transcript of the gene REPIN1, whose product is annotated as replication initiator 1. Gene Ontology annotation, biological process: regulation of transcription by RNA polymerase II. Gene Ontology annotation, molecular function: RNA polymerase II cis-regulatory region sequence-specific DNA binding; DNA-binding transcription activator activity, RNA polymerase II-specific. Lineage: Eukaryota; Metazoa; Chordata; Mammalia; Chiroptera; Vespertilionidae. Gene Ontology annotation, cellular component: nucleus. The record is from RefSeq and is a predicted model, not a curated record.
UGGGAACCGGCGGGGGGGCGGGGGCGGCUGGGCACGGGCCUGGCGGUGUUGAACCCGAACCGGCUGCUGUCGCCGCGGCGGGUGGGAGCGCGGCCGCCGGCGCCGGCUUUCCGGCCUCAUGGACGCGCAGCGCGCUUCCCCGCGCCCGGCGGGAGAGGUGAGGCUGGCCUCUCUGCAGCCCGAGGCCUGAGCUCUGCCAUGGGGGUAGGGGUGUCAUUACUCCUGCAGUUUUCUCUGACGUCUGGGGGCCACCGGAGUGUGGGCCGAAGCCGGCGCUACAGCCGCAGGAGCCUCCCCAGCAGGAGCUGGAAAAAACCUCAUCUCCAGCUCCACAGCCUCCAGGCAGAGGAAGAACCCAUGCUGGAACGACGCUGCAGGGGCCCCCUGGCCAUGGGCUCGGCCCAGCCCCAGCUCCUUUCUGGGCCCUCCCAGGAGUCGUCCCAGACCCUGGAGAAGGAGCCCCACGGGCUGAGGUUACAAGGUACCUCGGUGGCCCAGCCAGGCAGCCAAGCUCCAGGUCGGGUCCAUCGCUGUGCCCACUGUCGCCGGCACUUCCCCGGCUGGGUGGCCCUGUGGCUUCAUGCCCGACACUGCCAGGCCCGGCUGCCCCUGGCCUGCCCGGAAUGCGGCCGUCGCUGCCGACACGCCCCCUUCUUGGCACUGCACUGCCAGGUCCACGCGGCUGCCACUCCAGACCUGGGCUUCUCCUGCCACCUCUGCAAGCAGAGCUUCCGAGGCUGGGUGGCCCUGGUUCUGCACCUGCGGGCCCACUCGGCUGCCAAGCGGCCCAUCGCCUGCCCCGAGUGUGAGAGACGCUUCUGGCGACGAAAGCAGCUUCGAGUGCAUCUGCGGAGGUGCCAUCCCCCUACGCCUGAGGCCCGGCCAUUCAUAUGUGGCAAUUGUGGCAGGAGCUUUGCCCAGUGGGACCAGCUGGUUGCUCACAAACGGGUGCAUGUAGCCGAGGCCCUGGAGGAGGCAGCAGCCAAGGCUCUGGGGCCCCGGCCCAGGGGCCGCCCGGCAGUGACUGCCCCCCGGCCCGGGGGAGAUGCCGUUGACCGUCCCUUUCAGUGUGCCUGCUGUGGCAAGCGCUUCCGGCACAAACCCAACCUGAUCGCCCACCGCCGCGUGCAUACGGGCGAGCGGCCCCACCAGUGCCCCGAGUGCGGGAAGCGCUUCACCAACAAGCCCUACCUGACCUCACACCGGCGCAUCCACACUGGCGAGAAGCCCUACCCGUGCACCGAGUGCGGGCGCCGCUUCCGCCACAAGCCCAACCUGCUGUCCCACAGCAAGAUCCACAGGCGGUCCGAGGGGUCCACCCAGAGCGCCGCCCGCGCAGGGAGCCCCCAGCUGCCAGCCGGUCCCCGGGAAUCGGCGGGGCCCACCGCACAGGCUCCACCGCGGCCGGCCCAGGAGCCUGCCCCCGCGCCUCUGCUGGAGGCGCCCGGAGAGGGCCCCCGGGACCAGGCGGAAGCGCCCCCAUCUGUCUACAGCUGCGAGGACUGUGGCAGGAGCUUCCGGCUGGAGCGCUUCCUGCGGGCCCACCAGCGGCAGCACACGGGGGAGCGGCCCUUCGUCUGCACCGAGUGCGGGAAGAACUUCGGCAAGAAGACCCACUUGGUGGCCCACUCCCGGGUCCACUCCGGGGAGCGGCCCUUCGCCUGCGAGGAGUGUGGGCGCCGCUUCUCCCAGGGGAGCCACCUGGCGGCCCACCGGCGCGACCACGCGCCCGAGCGGCCCUUCGUCUGCCCGGACUGCGGCAAGGCCUUCCGCCACAAGCCCUACCUGGCGGCCCACCGGCGCAUCCACACGGGUGAGAAGCCCUACGUCUGCCCCGACUGCGGUAAAGCCUUCAGCCAGAAGUCCAACCUGGUGUCCCACCGGCGCAUCCACACGGGCGAGCGCCCCUACGCCUGCCCCGACUGCGACAGGAGCUUCAGCCAGAAGUCCAACCUCAUCACCCACCGCAAGAGCCACAUCCGGGACGGCGCCUUCUGCUGUGCCAUCUGUGGGCAGACCUUUGACGAUGAGGAGAAGCUCCUGGCCCAUCAGAAGAAGCAUGAUAUCUGAGGGCAGGGGCAUCAUUCGGGAGGGAGCGAGGCAGUGGGGCCGCAGGGCCUGUGCUGCUGCUGGUGUGGCGAGGGCUGGAGGGGCAGGCCCGUUAGAGAGGGAGGCCAGCCUCCACACCUUAGGCCAGGGAGCCCCCUGCAGAGCACAGGGACCCGGCCUCCAGCUGGGGUUGGCCAGGGUUCCCUCCUCGCUGUGCUGUGCCCUGGAAAAGUAGCAAUAGCACCUGUACCCACCCCUUAGUGUCUGCCCUCCGCUGGAGGGGCUACCGGUGGACAGGACGACCCUUCUCUGGUGUUAACGCCUUAAUGUCCCUGCCUUUUAUUUUGACUCCUUCAGCUUGUUUUUGGAAGUAGGUGUGGUACAGUCCGUAGUAAAGAGCGCUUGGGAAGCACAGCGGACCAGCUGGAUACAGCCGGGGGAACCUGUUGGCCUUGUUAGGCAGCCCUGGGAGGUGAAGCCAAGCUGCUCAGACCCAUCCCACCCCAACCCUCCCACCUGCCCCUGCGUUGGCACCCAGUCUCGGAGAGACCCAUCUACUGUUAGUCUCGGCUUCCCUUCCUUCCUAGAGGUCAGUUCUGGCUUCUGCACAGGUCACCCCAUUUGAUUUUUUAAAAUAUAUAUAUAUAUUUUUAUUGAUUUCAAAGAGGAUUGGAGAGGGAGGGAGAGAAGCAUCAGUGAUGAGAGAGAAUCAUUGAUUGGCUGCUUCCUGCACACCCCCUCCUGGGGAUCAAGCCUGCAACCAGGGCAUGUGCCCUGACCUGGAACCUAACCAUGACCUCCUGGUUCAUAGGUCAACACUCAAUCACUGAGCCACACCAGCCAGGCCCAUCUGACUCUUUAUCCACCACCCUCCCCAUGCCUAGAGCACCCCUGGCUGUCAGCAGUCCUGUGUCCAGGGUUUUGUCUAAACACCCCAAACAUCUUUCACACCUUCCAGAACCCCACAUGUGGUAGUAGGGAUUGCCUGGCUGAUAUCAGAGGGAGAUAGGGGUGAGUUUCCUUUUCCACAUUUCUAGUGUCCGGAUGCCUAGCCUCUGCUUGAACACUUAGGUGACAGCGAGUCCCCACCUCCUGAGGCCCUGGUUCUGUUGUAGGGUAAUUCUAAUUGUUAGAAGUUAUUUCUUAUAAUGAAUGAAAUCUGCUUUCCUAUAAUUUCUACCUAGUGGGCCUUGUUCUAUUCUCUGGAACUAAACAGAACUACCACCCUCCUUUUCAAACUAGAGAAUAAAGAUUUGGUUU